UGGCCAGAGGCGGGUGGUGCGCGCGGGUGCGCGUGACGCUCGGGCUCCCGGGCUGCUUGGCCUGGGCGGCGUCCCUCUGCUCAGGGUCCCCAGCCACGACAGUGAGCCGACCGAAGAGGGCUGGGGGCCGCUUGCUGGGCUGGGUCCUGUCCCUGAGCACCGAGGAAAGGACGACGCCGUGGCCCUGGGGCUGUCUGCCUGUGGCCAGUGCCGGAGCCCAGACUGCCCUCUCCUCACCCAGCAGAGGCCGCAGAGCACACCGCUCGCCUGGAACCCGGGUUCUCCGACCCGGCGAAGCUUCGCAGGCUGCUGGGAUCCCCGGCCGGGAUGCACUUCAGCACCGUCACCAGGGACAUGGAAGCCUUCACGGCCAGCAGCCUGAGCGGCCUGGGGGCGGCGGGGGGCUUCCCGGGCGCCGCGUCGCCGGGCGCCGACCCGUACGGCCCGCGCGAGCCCCCGCCGCCGCGCUACGAGCCGUGCGCCGCCGCCGCCCCCGGCGCCCCGGGCCCGCCGCACGCCUACCCGUUCGCGCCGGCCGCCGGGGCCGCCACCAGCGCCGCUGCCGAGCCUGAGGGCCCCGGGGCCAGCUGCGCGGCCGCCGCCAAGGCGCCGGUGAAGAAGAACGCGAAGGUGGCCAGCGUGAGCGUGCAGCUGGAGAUGAAGGCACUGUGGGACGAGUUCAACCAGCUGGGCACCGAGAUGAUCGUCACCAAGGCCGGCAGGCGCAUGUUCCCCACCUUCCAAGUGAAGCUCUUCGGCAUGGACCCCAUGGCCGACUACAUGCUCCUCAUGGACUUUGUGCCCGUGGACGACAAGCGCUACCGGUACGCCUUCCACAGCUCAUCCUGGCUGGUGGCCGGGAAGGCAGACCCCGCCACGCCCGGCCGCGUACACUACCACCCCGACUCACCGGCCAAGGGGGCACAGUGGAUGAAGCAAAUCGUCUCCUUCGACAAGCUCAAGCUGACUAACAACCUGCUGGACGACAAUGGCCAUAUUAUUCUCAACUCCAUGCACAGAUACCAGCCACGCUUCCACGUGGUCUAUGUGGACCCGCGCAAAGACAGCGAGAAAUACGCCGAGGAGAACUUCAAAACCUUUGUGUUUGAGGAGACACGCUUCACUGCGGUCACUGCCUACCAGAACCACCGGAUUACCCAGCUCAAGAUCGCCAGUAACCCUUUCGCCAAAGGUUUUCGAGACUGCGACCCCGAGGACUGGCCCCGAAACCAUCGGCCCGGCGCACUGCCGCUAAUGAGCGCCUUUGCGCGCUCGCGGAACCCCGUGGCCUCACCCACACAGCCCAACGGCGCUGAGAAAGACGCGGCCGAGGCCCGGCGAGAAUUCGAGCGCGACACGGGCGGCCCGGCCGUGCUCGGGGACCCAGCGCACCCGCCGCAGCUGCUGGCGCGGGUGCUGAGCCCCGCGCUGCCCGGGUCCGGCGUCCCGCUGCCCGGCGCGCCUGGAGGCCGGCCCAGCCCCCCGCACCCCGAGCUGCGCCUGGAGGCACCCGGCGCGUCGGAGCCGCUGCACCACCACCCCUACAAGUACCCGGCCACCGCCUACGACCACUACCUCGGGGCCAAGAGCCGGCCAGCGCCCUACCCGCUGCCGGGCCUGCGCGGCCACGGGUUCCACGCGCACGCGCACCCGCACGCGCACCCGCACCACCACCCCGCCGUGAGCCCCGCAGCCGCCGCCGCCGCCGCCGCCGCUGCGGCUGCCGCCAGCAUGUACUCAUCGGCCGGGGCCGCGCCGCCCGGCUCUUACGACUACUGCCCCAGAUAAUGUGGGCGUCCGCCUGGGGGUCCGGUCCACCCAGCCCGGGGCCACCGCAGGCGCCCUUCCCGGGCCUCCAAGCCGUGGGGCCUCCAUCCGCCAGCCCCAGAGCUGUCCAAGGACCUGGUUCCCUGGCCCCAGGGCCACCGCGGGUCCCUCCUCGGCCUCGAGGGCCCCGGGUCCGCACAGCCAGUGCCAAAGUGCGCGGUUCGCGCCGGAAGGAAGUGGUAUUUAUUGUUCUCCGCGAGACCGCGACGUCCCCCGGCCCGGCUGGCAGUUGCAGUGUAGACGACCCGAGAACCCGUCUGCAGGCGGUGUAGAUACUUGUAGAUAUUUGUAGAUAACUGUAGAUACCGCGCCGGCGCCGCCUUGAUAAACGGUUUCGCCUCUUUUGGAA
Molecule: messenger RNA, 2176 nt
Organism: Lagenorhynchus albirostris (white-beaked dolphin)
Lineage: Eukaryota; Metazoa; Chordata; Mammalia; Artiodactyla; Delphinidae
Gene: TBX1
Product: T-box transcription factor 1
Exons: 9
Coding region: 328-1788 (486 amino acids)
Biological process (GO): cell fate specification; regulation of transcription by RNA polymerase II; positive regulation of DNA-templated transcription
Cellular component (GO): nucleus
Molecular function (GO): RNA polymerase II cis-regulatory region sequence-specific DNA binding; DNA-binding transcription factor activity, RNA polymerase II-specific
Source: RefSeq, a predicted model, not a curated record